Cyprinodon tularosa is the source of this 4506-nucleotide messenger RNA. It is a transcript of the gene rasef, whose product is annotated as RAS and EF-hand domain containing. Lineage: Eukaryota; Metazoa; Chordata; Actinopteri; Cyprinodontiformes; Cyprinodontidae. The transcript is spliced from 18 exons. The record is from RefSeq and is a predicted model, not a curated record. The coding region runs from base 168 to 2627 and encodes 819 amino acids. Gene Ontology annotation, molecular function: GTP binding; GTPase activity; calcium ion binding.
AGGGUUAUCUAUGAAACAGUCGCCUUUUCUUGAUGAGACUGUUCUUCUGGUUUUAACCUUAUAGGUGUCUCACAUCAUUUUCUGUCUCCAAAAUGUAAUCUAAGUUUAGUACUCUCCGAUUUUAAUGUUGGUUCUAACAACCGUCUUAAAGUUAAAGCUUGAUCACUAUGGCAUCUACAAAAAACAAAAAGGCCAAGCUGGAACAAGACCGCCUAAGAGCACUUUUUCGCACCUACGAUGCGGACAACUCAGGACGGAUUGAAAAAAAUGAAUUUUCCACCAUUUGUCAGGAGCUCCAGGUCCCAUCUGAAGAAGCAGAAGGCAUAUUUAGCCGCCUGGAUGCUGAUGGUGAUGGUACAAUUACCUUAGAGGAGUUCCUCAGUGGAUUGCAAGACCAAGGUCAGAAGAAUAAAAUUGAAGAAGGUGAGAAGUCUGUACCAUUGGAGGAGUUUUCUAUCAACAAAGAACAGGUCAUGAUCAGCAACCCACAGCCUUCUGCACAGGGUAUGAGCGCUGACGAGAAGGACCGGCUGCGCGCCCUCUUUCGCGCGUACGACGUCGACAACUCCGGGCGAAUCGAGAGAAACGAGUUCCUGACGAUCUGCGCCGAGCUGCAGGUGUCAGCGGCUGAGGCGGACAGGAUAUUCCAGAGGUUAGACGUGGAUCAGGACGGAACCGUCACUCUGCAGGAGUUCAUCUACGGCUUUCACGACCGCUACGGAGAGAACAUGGAGUCAGACGGAGGACAAGUGUCCAUCGCCUGGGACACCUUCGAGAAGAGGCUAGGGGACCAGGCCAAGUUCAUCCCGAGGCACGAACAGGCAGCCACUUUGUACCAGAACAUCAGCCUGACUGAGCCCAGACUGAUUCCUCAGUUUGAGAAAGUCAUCGUUAAUUUCACCAAAGAGAUCAAGCAGCAGAACUCAGAGAUGGAGAAUCUGGCUCUUGCCAUCAAGAGAGCACAGGACCAAGCAUCAAUGCAGCUCAGCGAGAUGGAGGAGGAGAUGGACCAACGAAUCCAGGCUGCAGAGAGGAAAACACAUGAGCAGGAGAAGAAGAGAAUGGAGGCAGCACUGAAUGAGUUGCGAAGGCAAUACGACACUGAAGUGUGUGAGCUUCAGUGUAAAAUCCAGAGGAUGCAGAUGAUAGAGGAGAAAUACAAGAACAUCACCGUCAAAGAUGAGAGCCCAGCUUUGAAGAAGAAGAUCAAUGAGCUAACGCUGGAAAACCAAAGGUUAAAACAGGAGCUGCUGAAGUCUCAGACCAAGGUUGCAUGUCUGCAGAGUGAGAUGGAUGGAUUAAAGACAGAGCUAACUGAUCAAAGCAUGAACUCUGAACGAGACGAGGAGCUCAUGAAACAGUUCUCAGACGAGCGAGACAUCCUGGAAAGUCAGAUUGAGAUUCUGCAGACAGCCAACAGGAAGCUGCACGACAGCAAUGAUGGUCUGAGAGCAGCUCUAGAGAAGAUCACAAGGUCUGGUAACGGUGGAUCCCCUGGAGACAUCAAGAACAGAAUCAGGAGUAAAAGCAUCUGUUACCCAUCACCACAUGCAUUAUUAGACAGGCUCGGUCAGCGUUUAGAUGAUUUCCCACUGUACAGCCGAAGGCCAAGUUGUGACACUCUGGCCUUGGCCAUUUGUGACCCUGGGCUGAGGCGCAGGAACAGCAGUGAGUAUGAAGAGGACAGCCUACCUGAGAUCUACAUGGACAGCGGCAUGUCUACGCUAAGAGGCUCACAUGGCGGCUUCGACUGGGAGCAAGAAGUUAAGGGUCAAGAUGAGGAAGAAGAGGAGAAAAGGAAGGAUGUUCAUGACAACAAUGACAGCAUUCUGGGAGAAAACUCUGACACAGAGGUAGCAGAGACCCAGGAUGCAGAGUCAGCAAUUGGCUCAGACUGCAGCUCAAUUUUGGAUUGGAAGCCCAAUGACGGGCCCAGUGUUACUACACCUCCUGCCCCAACAAUGAAGAAAACUAUCAGCGCCAUCAGUGUUAAGAACGAUGACAAGGAAAAUGCCGACCUUGGCUACAUGACCUCAGAAAAGGCCUAUAGGAUUGUAUUAGCUGGAGAUGCUGCUGUGGGAAAAUCCAGCUUCCUGCUUCGCCUCUGCAAGAAUGAAUUUAAAUUAAACUCCAGUGCUACUCUGGGAGUGGACUUUCAGAUGAAGACACUCAUAGUGGAUGGUGAACCAGUUUUAUUACAAUUAUGGGACACUGCAGGACAGGAGAGGUUUCGCAGUAUUGCCAAGUCUUAUUUCAGACGUGCAGAUGGUGUACUCUUGUUGUACGAUGUCAACUGUGAGAAAAGCUUCCUGAAUGUUAGAGAAUGGGUGGACAUGAUUGAGGAUGUGUCGCGUGAUGAUAUUCCUAUCAUGCUCGUGGGUAACAAGUGCGAUCUUCGACGAGACGGAGAUGGCUGUGUUCCUACAAACUAUGGACAAAAGCUUGCCAUGACAUACAACACACUAUUCUGUGAAACCAGUGCCAAGGAUGGCUCCAACAUCCUGGAGGCUGUACUGCACCUGGCCAGGUUGGUGAAAAAGCAGGCCACCUUUGAGGAGAAAAUGCAUCCGUCACUGCCAAGCUUGAGUACUCCAAAGAAUAAAACAAAACUCUCUUGCUGCACCUGAUCAUAUACCCCCAUGCUGAACCUCCUCGCCUGUCCUCAUUUGAAAAAUAAAAAGAGAAUAACUGCAGAAACCAAACAAAUCAGACACAAACAAUUAGCAAGAAACACACAAACAGGUUGUCAUCAACAGCCAGAGCUGUUUUAUUUAUGGACAAUGUGGCAGAAACAAGAUUCAAUUGGUGGAUGUCAGAGCUUUUCAGUGACUGUAAAUGUUUGGUUUGUGAAAAAUAUACUCAUGAUUAUUAUUUUUCUUUUGGGGGUAGGGGGGCUUUUCGACAUAUUUAUAGGGCUUUUUUUUUUUUAAUCAGUCAAAAUUUUAACCCAAAGAGGAGCUGCAGUGAAGCAUGUAUGAGGAGUUGAAAAAUCAAGUAAGUGGAUGUGAAAAUAAUGAAAUAAUGAUAAAAGAUAAUAUAAGAGGCACAAAUAAAGCUUUAAACACUGGUUGCAAAACACAGAAAGUGUUGAAAGUGAAAAGAAUAAUGAGACUAAUCUAAGAUGGCGAUGUGCAGCUUACUUGACCAUAUUUUAUGGUUUCAGGUACCAUGUUGCAAAACGUCAUUAAAAUAAUACCAAACAGUGUUAGAUUAUUCUUCCUUGUAGAGUUUAUAGCUGUAUUGUUGCUUUAAAUAUUAGGAUUGUUCUAAGUAGUAAAUAAAAGAUAUUAAGAAAAGUAGAACAGCGUACAGACUGUUAACUGUAAAAAAGCUGUACACAAAUUUAUUGUAAAAAAGACAUGCAUACAUACUUUCCAUUUUCAGUGCCAGAAAGUGACACAUGUAUAUUUUAGAUUAAAAGUUUGCAAAAUAUUUAAAACCCAAAAGUUCUGAAGACUCAAAUCACUUUUUUUCAAAGACUCUCCAAAAAAACUUAAAUUGUUCCACUUCCUAACAAUACAGCAUAAAAAAAGGAGCUGUUAAUGUUUGCUCCAAUGCUGACAGAGAAGAAAUCCGGUAGAGAGAGCAAUGGAAGUAAAAUAGUGGUAAUCCAAGCUCAGCAAAACUAAGCAAAGCUAAACACAAAAAUAAAAAAUAGAAACAGAAGCAGAUGUGAUUAUCAAAUAAAUGGAAGCAGCUGAGUGGGAAACAAGGAGAAUGAGGGCCCAUCUCAUUCGUACAGACUGGAUAGUUAAUUUAGCAUAGAAAUGUUUGCUGAUGUUUCUGUCCCCCAAAGAGGAGCUUUACAGUAUCCCACAAUUCUUUGCUUGACAGGAUUUACAGGAAGAGUCCACUGGUUAGAAAAUACCAGAUGGAUUAAAUCCCAACCAGGGUUGUUUCUGGAUAGAGUGUCAAUGUUCCCUCCAGGUUCCAUAACCACUUAAAAACACUUAAAUCACUUUUAUUGAAUAUGUCAAGGACCAAGCAGUCAUUCAAACAACAAACUUGUUGAAAAAAUAGCCUCCGUUUAUUUUUGCCAUGGUACUAACAAGCAAAGUCCAUCAAACAACUCAAAAUUCAGAAAAAAUGGGCCCAAAAGAAGAUAACAACUAAGACCAAUCUAACCAAGGAUAAGAAACCAAUGAACACAUAGGCUAGAGUAUUUAAACACAUAGGCUAGCCAAUAGACAACAAGGAGGGGAGAGAAAAAACUCAAGACAAACAAUAAAUAAAGCUAUACAACUAAGUCAAACCUACAAAUAACAACUGCAACACAAUUAUGAAACUAAGACAUUCAAACACCACAAUAUAUUUUCGAACAGUAGAACUUUGAGUGUUUAACAGCUUCUCCAGAGUCAAGUCCCCCCAGUGUCAGCGGCUUCUUGGAUUCCUCCACUUCCUGGUGUUACACCUUAUAUGUUCCCCUGGCUAAUUCAUUCAACCUCAACAAAAUAAAAAAAAAACAGUUGGGGAUCUUCAAAUACUGUCCAUCGGGUGUAAAUGUGU